This is a messenger RNA of Lepus europaeus (European hare), 6523 nucleotides long. RefSeq names its product dedicator of cytokinesis 6 (gene DOCK6). The record is from RefSeq and is a predicted model, not a curated record. NCBI's taxonomy places the organism in Eukaryota, Metazoa, Chordata, Mammalia, Lagomorpha, Leporidae. The transcript has 50 exons. Gene Ontology annotation, molecular function: guanyl-nucleotide exchange factor activity. Gene Ontology annotation, cellular component: cytosol. Gene Ontology annotation, biological process: small GTPase-mediated signal transduction; positive regulation of GTPase activity. The coding region runs from base 26 to 6364 and encodes 2112 amino acids.
GCGGCGGCGGCGGGACCCGAGCGCCAUGGCGGCCGCCGAGCGCCGCGCCUUCGCACACAAGAUCAACAGGACGGUGGCCGCCGAGGUGCGGAAGCAGGUGUCUCGGGAGCGCAGUGGCUCCCCCCAUGCCAGCAGGCGCAGCAGCAGCUCCUUGGGGGUCCCCUUGACGGAGGUGGUGGAGCCCCUGGACUUUGAGGAGGUGCUGCUGAGCCGGCCGCCGGACGCCGAGCCCGGGCCCCUCCGGGACCUGGUGGAAUUUCCCACUGAUGACUUGGAGCUGCUGCUACAGCCGCGGGAGUGCCGGACCACGGAGCCUGGCAUCCCCGAGGAUGGGAAACUGGACGGGCAGGUGCGGGCCGCCGUGGAGAUGUACACGGAGGACUGGGUCAUCGUGCACAGGAGGUACCAGCACCUGAGCCCGGCCUACAGCCCCGUCACCACGGAGUCACAGCGGGAGCGGCAGAAGGACCUCAGCCGCCAGGUCUUCGAGCAGGACGUCUGUGGGGACGAGCGGCCCAGCGCCGAGGACUCGGAGGAGGCCAGGCGCUCCGGCUCCCCGGAGGACACCCCACGCAGCAGCUGCGCCUCGGGCAUCUUCGACCUGAGGAACCUGGCGGCCGAUGCGCUGCUGCCGGCACUGCUGGAGCGGGCGGCGCCCGAGGACGUGGACCGGCACAACGAGGCCCUGCGGCGGCAGAACCGGGCCCGCGCUCUGCUCACCCUCUACCCGGCGCCCGACGAGGACGAGGCUGUGGAGCGCUGCGGCCGCCCCGAGCCGCCCCGGGAACACUUUGGACAGAGGCUGCUGGUGAAGUGUCUGUCGCUCAAGUUUGAGAUUGAGAUCGAGCCCAUCUUCGGGAUCCUGGCCCUGUACGAUGUGCGGGAGAAGAAGAAGAUCUCGGAGAACUUCUACUUCGACCUGAACUCGGACUCCACGAAGGGGCUGCUGCGGGCCCACGGCACCCACCCCGCCAUCUCCACCCUGGCCCGCUCCGCCAUCUUCUCGGUGACCUACCCGUCGCCCGACAUCUUCCUGGUCAUCAAGCUGGAAAAGGUCCUUCAGCAGGGGGACAUCGGCGAGUGCUGCGAGCCCUACAUGCUGAUGAAGGAGGCCGACGCGGCCAAGAACAAGGAGAAGCUGGAGAAGCUGCGCCUGGCGGCCGAGCAGUUCUGCACGCGCCUGGGCCGCUACCGCAUGCCCUUCGCCUGGACGGCCGUGCACCUGGCCAACAUCGUGAACAGCGCGGGGCCGCCCGACCGCGACUCGGACAGCGAGGGCGAGCGCCGACCCGCCUGGACCGACCGCCGCCGGCGGGGGCCCCAGGACCGCGCGAGCAGCGCGGACGACACCUGCAGCUUCUCUGGCUUCCGCCCGGCCACGCUGACCGUCACCAACUUUUUCAAGCAGGAGGCCGAACGGCUGAGCGAUGAGGAUCUGUUCAAGUUCCUGGCGGACAUGCGGCGCCCCUCGUCGCUGCUGCGGCGCUUGCGACCGGUGACUGCCCAGCUCAAAAUCGACAUCUCCCCGGCUCCCGAGAACCCCCCCUUCUGCCUGUCCCCCGAGCUGCUGCACGUCAAGCCCUACCCGGACCCCAGGGGCCGGCCCACCAAGGAGAUCCUGGAGUUCCCGGCGCGGGAGGUGUACGCGCCACACACCAGCUACAGGAACCUCCUCUACGUGCACCCGCACAGCCUCAACUUCAGCAGCCGCCAGGGCUCCGUGCGCAACCUGGCUGUGCGCCUGCAGUACAUGGCGGGCGAGGGCCCCAGCCAGGCCCUGCCGGUCAUCUUCGGGAAGUCCAGCUGCAGCGAGUUCACCCGGGAGGCCUACACCGCGGUGGUCUACCACAACAAGUCCCCCGAGUUCUACGAGGAGUUCAAGCUGCGGCUCCCGGCCUGCGUGACCGAGAACCACCACUUGCUGUUCACGUUCUACCACAUCAGCUGCCAGCCCCGGCCCGGCACAGCGCUGGAGACGCCCGUGGGCUUCACCUGGAUCCCGCUGCUGCAGCAUGGCCGCCUGCGCACCGGGCCCCUUUGCCUGCCCGUGGCCCUGGAGCAGCCCCCACCCAGCUACUCCAUGCUGACACCCGACGUGGCCCUGCCGGGCACGCGCUGGGUGGACGGUCACAAGGGCGUGUUCAGCGUGGAGCUCACGGCUGUGUCCUCCGUGCACCCCCAGGACCCCCACCUGGACAAGUUCUUCACCCUGGUACACGUCCUGGAGGAGGGGGCCUUCCCGUUCCGGCUCAAGGACGUCGUGCUGAGCGAGGGCACCGUGGAGCAGGAACUGCGGGCCAGCCUGGCCUCUCUGCGCCUCGCCAGCCCCGAGCCCCUGGUGGCCUUCUCCCACCACGUGCUGGACAAGCUGGUGCAGCUGGUCGUGCGGCCGCCCAUCAUCGGCGGCCAGAUGGUGAACUUGGGCCGUGGGGCUUUUGAAGCAAUGGCCCAUGUGGUGAGCCUUGUCCACCGGAGCCUGGAGUCUGCCCAGGACACCCGGGGCCACUGCCCACUGUUGGCCGCCUAUGUCCACUACGCCUUCCGCCUCCCCGGCACCGAGCCCGGCCUUCCGGGUGGGGCCCCGCCGGGCACAGUGCAGGCCGCCACCCUGGCCCGCGGCUCCGGCCGCCCCCCCAGCCUCUACCUGGCCCGCUCCAAGAGCAUCAGCAGCAGCAACCCCGACCUGGCCGUGGCCCCGGGCUCCGUGGAUGACGAGGUCUCCCGCAUCCUGGCCAGCAAGGGCGUCGAUCGCUCCCACUCCUGGGUGAAUUCCGCUUACGCUCCGGGCGGCAGCAAGGCCGUGCUGCGGCGGGCGGCCCCUUACUGCGGGGCCGACCCCAGACAGGCCACCGACCGCAGCUCUAGCCGGGCCUCCUCUUACCUCGAGGGUGCCUCGUCGGCCCCGCCGGCCGCCCAGCCGAGACCCACUGCGCAGAAGCUGCUGCACGAGGAGCUGGCUCUGCAGUGGGUCGUGAGCGGCAGUGCGGUGCGCGAGGCGGUGCUACAGAACGCCUGGUUCUUCUUCAAGCUCAUGGUGAAGAGCAUGGCGCUGCACCUGCUUCUGGGCCAGCGGCUGGACACGCCGCGAAAGCUGCGCUUCCCAGGCCGCUUCCUGGACGACAUCUCUGCCCUGGUUGGCUCUGUGGGCCUGGAGGUCAUCACCCGUACGCACAAGGACGCGGAGCUGGCCGAGCGCCUCAACGCCAGCCUGGCCUUCUUCCUCAGCGACCUGCUGUCCCUGGCGGACCGCGGCUUCGUCUUCAGCCUGGUCCGAGCCCACUACAAGCAGGUGGCGACUCGGCUGCAGUCGGCCGCCAACCCCACGGCACUGCUGACCCUGCGCAUGGACUUCACCCGCAUCCUGUGCAGCCACGAGCACUACGUGACCCUCAACCUCCCCUGCUGCCCCCUGUCACCCCCGGCCUCGCCCUCGCCCUCCGUGUCCUCCACCACCUCCCAGAGCUCCACCUUCUCCAGCCAGGCCCCGGACCCCAAGGUGGUCAGCAUGUUCGAGCUGAGUGGGCCAUUCCGGCAGCAGCACUUCCUGGCUGGGCUGCUGCUGACAGAGUUGGCGCUGGCCCUUGACCCUGAGGCCGAGGGAGCAUCCAUGCUGCAUAAGAAAGCCAUCAGCGCUGUGCACAGCCUGCUGUGUAGCCACGACACCGACCCCCGCUACACGGACGCCACCGUGAAGGCCCGCGUGGCCGAGCUGUACCUGCCGCUGCUGUCGCUGGCCCGGGACACGCUGCCGCGGCUGCACGACUUUGCCGAGGGCCCGGGCCAGCGCUCCAGACUGGCCUCCAUGCUCGACUCUGACACGGACGGUGAAGGGGACUUCGGAGGCAGCAUCAACCCCUCGGUGGCCAUGGCCAUUGCUGGUGGCCCACUGGCCCCUGGCUCCCGGCCCAGCGUCUCCCAGGGGCCGCCCACGGCGCCUCGCUCCGGCUGCCCGCUGUCGGCGGAAUCGAGCCGCACCCUGCUGGCCUGCGUGCUGUGGGUGCUGAAGAAUGCCGAGCCCGCCCUCCUGCAGCGCUGGGCUGCCGACCUGGCCCUCCCACAGCUUGGGCGCCUGCUGGACCUGCUGUACCUCUGUCUGGCCGCCUUCGAGUACAAGGGGAAGAAGGUCUUUGAACGAAUCAGCAGCCUCACGUUCAAGAAGUCGCUGGACAUGAAGGCGCGGCUGGAGGAGGCCAUCCUGGGAACCAUCGGCGCCCGGCAGGAGAUGGUGCGGCGCAGCCGCGAGAGGAGCCCGUUUGGGAACCAGGAGAAUGUCCGCUGGCGCAAGAGCGUCACGCACUGGCGACAGCCCCCGGACCGCGUGGACAAGACCAAGGAUGAGAUGGAACACGAGGCCUUAGUCGAUGGGAACCUGGCAACCGAGGCGAGCCUGGUGGUGCUGGACACGCUGGAGAUCAUCGUGCAGACAGUGAUGCUGUCGGAAGCCCGGGAGAGCGUGCUGGGCGCCGUGCUGAAAGUGGUCCUGUACAGCCUGGGCAGCGCCCAGAGCGCCGUCUUCCUGCAGCACGGCCUGGCCACCCAGCGAGCCCUGGUGUCCAAGUUCCCGGAGCUGCUGUUCGAGGAGGACACGGAGCUGUGCGCCGACCUCUGCCUGCGGCUCCUGCGCCACUGCGGCAGCCGCAUCAGCACCAUCCGCGCGCACGCCAGCGCCUCGCUCUACCUGCUCAUGCGCCAGAACUUCGAGAUUGGCAACAACUUUGCCCGCGUCAAGAUGCAGGUGACCAUGUCGCUGUCGUCCCUGGUGGGGACGACCCAGAACUUCAGCGAGGAGCACCUGCGACGCUCGCUCAAAACCAUCCUCACCUACGCCGAGGAGGAUGCGGGCCUGCGGGACAGCACCUUUGCCGAGCAGGUCCAGGACCUGAUGUUCAACCUGCACAUGAUCCUGACGGACACGGUGAAGAUGAAGGAGCACCAGGAGGACCCAGAGAUGCUCAUGGACCUCAUGUACAGGAUCGCCCGGGGCUACCAGGGCUCCCCGGACCUGCGGCUGACGUGGCUGCAGAACAUGGCGGGCAAGCACACGGAGCUGGGCAACCACGCGGAGGCGGCGCAGUGCAUGGUGCACGCGGCCGCGCUGGUGGCCGAGUACCUGGCCCUGCUGGAGGACAGCCGCCACCUGCCCGUGGGCUGCGUGUCCUUCCAGAACAUCUCGUCCAACGUGCUGGAGGAGUCGGCCAUCUCCGACGACAUCCUGUCGCCCGACGAGGAGGGCUUCUGCACCGGGAAGCACUUCACGGAGCUGGGGCUCGUGGCGCUGCUGGAGCAGGCGGCCGCCCACUUCACCACGGGCGGGCUGUACGAGGCGGUGAAUGAGGUCUACAAGAACCUCAUCCCCAUCCUGGAAGCCCACCGCGACUAUAAGAAGCUGGCGGCCGUGCACGGCAAGCUGCAGGAGGCCUUCACCAAGAUCAUGCACCAGAGCUCCGGCUGGGAGCGCGUCUUCGGCACCUACUUCCGAGUGGGUUUCUACGGCGCGCGCUUCGGCGACCUGGACGAGCAGGAGUUCGUGUACAAAGAGCCGUCGAUCACGAAGCUGGCGGAGAUCUCACACCGGCUGGAGGAAUUCUACACGGAGCGCUUUGGGGAGGACGUGGUGGAGAUCAUCAAAGACUCCAACCCCGUGGACAAAUCCAAGCUGGACCCGCACAAGGCCUACAUCCAGAUCACCUACGUGGAGCCGCACUUCGACACCUACGAGCUCAAGGACCGCGUGACCUACUUCGACCGCAACUACGGGCUGCGCACCUUCCUGUUCUGCACGCCGUUCACGCCCGACGGGCGCGCGCACGGCGAGCUGCCGGUGCAGUACAAGCGCAAGACGCUGCUCAGCACGGACCACGCGUUCCCCUACAUCAAGACGCGCAUCCGCGUGUGCCACCGCGAGGAGACAGUGCUGACGCCCGUGGAGGUGGCCAUUGAGGACAUGCAGAAGAAGACGCGGGAGCUGGCCUUCGCCACCGAGCAGGACCCACCCGACGCCAAGAUGCUACAGAUGGUGCUGCAGGGCUCCGUGGGGCCCACGGUGAACCAGGGCCCCCUGGAGGUGGCGCAGGUGUUUCUGGCCGACAUCCCGGAAGACCCCAAGCUCUUCCGCCAUCACAACAAGCUGCGGCUCUGCUUCAAGGACUUCUGCAAGAAGUGCGAGGACGCCUUGAGGAAGAACAAGGCUCUGAUCGGGCCGGACCAGAAGGAGUACCACCGGGAGCUGGAGCGCCACUACGGCCGGCUGCGCGAGGCCCUGCAGCCCCUGCUGAGCCAGCGCCCGCCCCAGCUGCUGGCCCUGGCCCCGGCCGGCCUCAGGAACUCCCUGAACAGAGCAAGUUUCCGGAAGGCGGAGCUGUGAGCCCGAGGACCCAGCUGACCGCGCCCUGCUGGGGGGUCUAACCCAAGCUGCCCACGGGCCGCGGCUCGGGCCCUCUGUCUUCCCACCUGUGCGCACUGAAACUCCCUCUCUCUUUUAAUUUAAAAUGGUUUUUAUACGCAUGUGUGGUGUCUGUGUGGU